Molecule: messenger RNA, 1656 nt
Organism: Mytilus californianus (California mussel)
Lineage: Eukaryota; Metazoa; Mollusca; Bivalvia; Mytilida; Mytilidae
Product: GTP-binding protein GEM-like
Exons: 4
Coding region: 93-1256 (387 amino acids)
Cellular component (GO): plasma membrane
Molecular function (GO): calcium channel regulator activity; GTP binding; GTPase activity
Source: RefSeq, a predicted model, not a curated record
AUUGUACUAUGACGUCAAAAGUACAAUGAUUGACAGUUCAAAAUGAGUCAGUGGUGUUUGCUCGGGUAUGAUUCUUGAGUAUAAAAGCAUGGAUGAUGCGUCUAAGCUCAAAGUUGAACUAUAGCGAGCCAUAUCAAGAUAUCAGACAAUACAUACAGUCAAUUUCGUUUCAAAUGAUUAAACAGGAUAUUAUGGAAUCUGUUGAUAACUACUAUGAAGAUGGAAAACUUUCUAGUGAACAGUUUUUGGACGAGGAAUUUGAAAUGCGAUCCGAACCGAAUUCGCGGACAUCUUCCAUAAAAUACAAGAAACGACCAACACUACUUGCGGACUUUGACGACGACAAACGACGAAACAGCCUUCCAAUUACAACCGAAAUGGCACUGUCUGGUUCGUUUUCAGACCAUCUUGUGCAUAAAAGACAAAAAGUCAAAAAAGUAAGAUCGUUCCGAAUGACAUCAAAGGGUAUUAAAAACGACAUAGAAGAUGAACGCCGACAAAGUAAUGCUAGUAUUUAUUCAGCGGUUUCACAGAAAGAACUUUUUCGAAAACGUCUAUCAAGCGAAACAUCCGAUGAUAGCGCCAUAUGUUGUGGAUGUUCGUCUACUUCAUCUACUGGAUACUAUCGUGUGUGUGUGAUGGGAGCUGACGCAGUUGGUAAAACAGCCUUGACCAAUCAGUUCAUGACGUCAGAACUAUUAUGUUCGUUUGACAUUGAAAAUGACGAACUAGACGAACAGACAUUAACAGUGGUCAUAGAUAACGAAGAGUCGACUUUAGAAUUCAUUGAUUUCUCAAAACACAAGGAAGACAUUGAGAGAAAUACCUGUCAUGCUUGUGACGCAUUUAUUGUUGUCUUUUCUGUCCACGAGCGACAAUCAUUUGAUGUGGCUACAAAGUACCUCACUUACCUUAGACAUGAACUCUUUAUAGACAGAGCUAUUAUUUUAGUGGCAAACAAGGUGGAUUUAGUCCGUAAAAGACAAAUAGCUUCCGAAGAAGCAAAACAACUCGCCAUCAAAUACAACUGUAAAUACACCGAAACAUCAGCAACCUUCAAUCACCAAGUUGAUGAACUUCUUGUCGGUGUUCUGAAACAGAUUAAACUUAAACUCAGUCCAGAAGUUGUUGACAAAUCCACACUUGAAAUUUCAAAAGGAGGAGUAAAACAGUCUAAAGGACCCAAGGGACUUUUAAGUAAACUUUUUAGAAGAAAAUCGAAACCAGUCAAUGAAGUUGUACUGGAUUUUGAUUGAAAAUUACGCAAUACACGUUACUACUAGACUUUAAAGAUUUGAACCCCCUCCACAAGAAGAAUUGUCAGUACUGGAGAAUGUACAGUUAGUAGUUAGCGAAUCCAACGACAAGGUUCUAGUUUUUUGUCGCCUGGUAGCUGAAUAUUGUAGAAUAUUGCAGAAGUAAGCUCCCAACAGAUUGGUAAUGUUGAGAAAACGGAGUCUUGUGGUAUAAAAUGCUGCAUACGUGCUUAGGAAAAGUACACAUCAAAGAUAUUAGAUUGAAACUUUGAAACAUUGACAAUUUGACACUUUGAAUCACCAUUGACUAAAAACAUUGUAAAUAUCAUAUUCAUCAUUCAGUCAACGUACACAUUUACCAUUCCUUAUUUUUGAUACGAAUAAAUUUAUAUAUAAAGUA